This is a messenger RNA of Ananas comosus (pineapple), 981 nucleotides long. RefSeq lists its product as uncharacterized. The transcript has 2 exons. Bases 458 to 691 code for a protein of 77 amino acids. The record is from RefSeq and is a predicted model, not a curated record. Lineage: Eukaryota; Viridiplantae; Streptophyta; Magnoliopsida; Poales; Bromeliaceae.
GAGAAUUGAUUUAGAAUCUCAGCAUUCCGUUUCACAGAUCAUGUUUUAAUUGUGAAUUAGCAUUUUUACAGAUUUUUAAGGUAAUAUUUGUGCCAUGUAGGUUAGGAAAACAAAAAAAUCUGUCAUGUACUCAGUGGAGACUUGUUUGCUGUAAUGCCAAUUUUUGUAGACUCUUUUGAGAUGAUUGCUGCGGAAUCGACAUGAAUUUACUCCUAUUGAUUUGUGGAAACUGGAAAGAGUUCUUCAAAAUGAAAAAAGUGCGGAAUUAUGAUCUGCGUUGCUUCGUCUACAUCUUGUUUGGUCUCUUCGUGCUCCAACAAACAUUUGCUGAACUGCGAGUUCAACAUCUGUCUCUAAAGAAGAAGUCUUGAGCCGUGGUGUCUUCUCGGACUCAAGCGACAUCUGGACUAUCGAUCUUCUAAGAACAAUAAUUUGCAUCUAAAGAUUGUGAGUUGAGAUGGGGAACAAGCCAGCGAAGCAAGAGCGCGAGGAAAUAUUAGUAAGAGCUAUGCCUCCAUUGGAUCGAGCCUUUGUUCGAUGGCUGGCCCGAGAUGUACGAAGGUUGCAUGCUUUUGCUCCAAGGAAUCCUCGAGCUGUAAAGCCUCCCGAUCAUUACAUUGAGUACAUGCGCCUAUACGGCUGGCUUGAUUUGGACACGAAUGAUCCCGAUCUUGCUCAGUUGGUCAAGUAGAUGUAUAUUCUCAUUGUUGGUUCUUUUACUUUAGGCAAUCUAAGCAGAUCCGUCCGCCCAGUAGAUCACAAUGUCAUUUGUUUUUUUUUUUUUUUGCCUAGAAAUUGGACUACCUUUCUGCAAGUCCCAGACUUUUGGUGGGCAGAGGUUGUUUUCUUAUUCUAUAUUUAUCUUAUAAUGUAAAGAAGUGCUACUUUCUGAGCUUAGAUGCUGCCUUGCCAGAUUACUAGCUUUGCUGCUUAAAAUGGGAUCUGAGUUCCAAGUGAAAUGGAAUUUGAGUUAUUGGUGAA